Molecule: messenger RNA, 615 nt
Organism: Caenorhabditis briggsae
Lineage: Eukaryota; Metazoa; Nematoda; Chromadorea; Rhabditida; Rhabditidae
Gene: Cbr-aip-1
Product: Protein CBR-AIP-1
Exons: 5
Coding region: 1-615 (204 amino acids)
Biological process (GO): protein targeting to ER; proteasome-mediated ubiquitin-dependent protein catabolic process
Cellular component (GO): endoplasmic reticulum; cytoplasm
Molecular function (GO): zinc ion binding
Source: RefSeq, a predicted model, not a curated record
AUGGCAGAGUUCCCGAAUCUCGGAAAACACUGUGAAAGUGCAGUUUGUAAUCGACUAGAUUUCCUCCCUAUCAAAUGCUCCGGAUGUGCGCAUUUCUAUUGCUCAGAACACUUCACAUUUGAAGCUCACAACUGUCCGACUGGGUCGAGAAUAUCAGUUCAAGUUCCCAUCUGUCCGAUAUGUGAGAAGCCGGUACCGACACCAAAAGAUGGAAAUGUCGAUUAUCAAGUCAAUGAGCAUAUUCAAAACAACUGUCAAACCAAGAAAUCAAAAGUCUACACGAAUGCCUGCUCAGUUCCAAAGUGCCGGAAGAAGGAGCUAGUGGCCAUGAACUGCUCGAAAUGCAGAUUCAACUACUGUCUUUCUCAUAGACACGAACGAGACCACAGUUGUGAGCGGAAGUCGGAAGAAUACAAAAUGCAACAGAAGAAGAAUGCCGCCUCUUGGACUGACUCAUUCACAUCAAUCGCCCGAUCGCGAAUGAAUCCCUGCUCGUCUCAGGCAAGAACGGCGGGAGAUGAAGCACUCGCCCGAUCACUUCAGCAGGAGGAGUAUAACAGAGUCCCUCAUCAAAACCAGUCUAGAAAUUCCAACAAUAAUUGUACAGUUUCCUGA